Messenger RNA from Arvicola amphibius (Eurasian water vole), 933 nucleotides. RefSeq names its product olfactory receptor 1496-like. The record is from RefSeq and is a predicted model, not a curated record. Gene Ontology annotation, molecular function: olfactory receptor activity; G protein-coupled receptor activity. NCBI's taxonomy places the organism in Eukaryota, Metazoa, Chordata, Mammalia, Rodentia, Cricetidae. Gene Ontology annotation, biological process: G protein-coupled receptor signaling pathway. Gene Ontology annotation, cellular component: membrane.
AUGAAUGGAAACAAUCAAACUUUCAUCUCCCAGUUUCUUCUUCUGGGCCUGCCCAUCCCCCCAGAGCACCAGCACCUGUUCUAUGCCCUGUUCCUGGCCAUGUACCUCACCACUGUCCUGGGGAACCUCCUCAUCAUCAUCCUCAUUCUACUGGACUCCCAUCUCCACACACCCAUGUACUUGUUUCUCAGCAACUUGUCCUUCUCUGACCUCUGCUUCGCCUCUGUCACAAUGCCCAAACUGCUGCAGAACAUGCAGAGCCAGGACCCAUCCAUCCCCUAUGCAGACUGUCUGACACAAAUGUACUUUUGGAUGGCCUUUGCAGACAUGGAGAGUUUCCUUCUUUUGGUUAUGGCCUAUGACCGCUAUAUGGCCAUCUGCUUCCCUCUUCAUUACACCAGCAUCAUGAGCCCCAAGCUCUGUGCUAGUCUAUUGGUGCCAUUGUGGAUGUUGACCACAUUCCAUGCCAUGAUACAUACCCUGCUCAUGGCUAGAUUGUCUUUUUGCAAGAACAAUGUAAUCCUCCAUUUUUUCUGUGACAUAUUUCUGAAGUUAGUCUGCUCAGACACUUACAUUAAUGAGUUAAUGAUAUUUAUCAUGAGCAGUCUCAUUGCUAUUAUUCCAUUCCUACUCAUUGUUAUGUCCUAUGCAAGGAUUGUCUUUUCUAUACUCAAGGUUCCAUCUAUCCAGGGCAUAUACAAGGUCUUCUCCACCUGUGGUUCUCAUCUGUCUGUGGUGUGUCUAUUUUAUGGGACAAUUAUUGGACUCUACUUCUGCCCAUCAACUAAUAACUCUAUUGUGAAAAAGACUACCAUGGCCAUGAUGUACACAGUGGUGACUCCAAUGCUGAAUCCCUUCAUCUACAGCCUCAGGAACAGAGACAUCAAGGAGGCCCUGAUAAGAGUUUUCUGCAAUAAGAAAAUCUUUUUGUAA